Triticum dicoccoides is the source of this 2638-nucleotide messenger RNA. RefSeq names its product ubinuclein-1-like. Gene Ontology annotation, biological process: chromatin organization. The transcript is spliced from 13 exons. The record is from RefSeq and is a predicted model, not a curated record. Bases 16 to 2361 code for a protein of 781 amino acids. Gene Ontology annotation, cellular component: nucleus. Lineage: Eukaryota; Viridiplantae; Streptophyta; Magnoliopsida; Poales; Poaceae.
GCAAUUCCCGCCGCCAUGGACGCCCCCGCGCCUACCCCCGCCCCCGCCCCUCCCGCCGCCGCGGUGCCGGCCGAGGCCGCCGCGAGGGCUCCUGCCCCCGCUCCUGCGCCGCCGCAGCCUGCCGCGGCGGCCCCGCCGGCGGGGAGGCAGCUGUUCUCCGUGGAGCUCCGGCCCGGGGAGACCACCAUUGUGUCGUGGAAGAAGCUUCUCAAGGAUGCCGGCCCGGGAGCCGCCCCGCCGCCCUCCCUGCCCGCCGCGGCGGUGCAGCCGGUCGUUGCCCCCCUCGCGGGGCCCUCUGGUGCUGCGGUACAUCCAACAGAAAACGACCCAAAUGAUCCAUCACAGUCAAAUCGGUUCAAUGCAGUUAUUGAGAAAAUCGAGCGCCUUUACAUGGGCAAACAUAGUAGCGACGAAGAAGAUUUGGGUGAUGUGCCUGAUGAUGAUCAGUAUGACACCGAAGAUUCUUUCAUUGAUGACGCUGAAUUGGACGAGUACUUUGAAGUUGACAAUUUGGAAACCAAGCACACUGGAUUUUUUGUGAACAAAGGGAAAUUGGAACAAAGUGAGUAUGGCUCAGUACAAAAUGUUGUACCAGAUGGCACAGUACAAAAUGUUGGACCGAAGAAACGGAGAAGAAGAGACUCUUCAAAUUCUUACAUCGAAAAUAGCAAGGAGCUUGCAACAGGCAGCAUGCCUGUAAAAGCCCCUAAAAGAAAUGCUCUUGAAAUAGGGAAAAACAUAGCAAGUAGCGACUUAAGUUCUUACAGCGAAUAUCACUCUGAAGGCAACAAACCGUUGACGAAUAAAAGUAAUUCCCCUGGAAGAAUGCAGAAAGUGAAUGCCAGUGACAAUGCAACUGGUGCUGAGUACGCAUCACUUCCGAAGAUAUCAAGUAAGGGUGUUUCAUUACCUUCUUCAGAAAUAAAGGACUUGAACAAGCAUAAAACUGCAGUGCCUCAGGCUGUUGAUUUUGCUCGUAAGUCUACAACUAAUGCAACAAACCCUUAUCCAGCAUACUUGGAGAAGGAUGCUGCAGUGCAACUUGAUCUCCAAUUGAAAAAAUCCUCUAAUGUAGCGAAGCCAGAUUUGCCAAAGAAAAUGCGCUCCAAAGAAAAAUAUGGUGUCAAUCAGUUUCCUGGCUUGACUACAGCAGACAACGUAUAUUCGACACAAACAACGCACUUGGCUGCAAACAGGCGCAUAGAAGGUUCAGGUAUUAAGGCCAAGGGUACCAGACUCGAGCGAGCUAUUCGUGACCUUGAAAAUAUUGUUGGUGAAUACAAACCGCAUACUCUUGAUGUUCCGUACAUUGAUCCAAAUUGUCAAGGAGCGGUCAAAAGAAGACUGCCUCAAGAAAUAAAACAAAAACUUGCUAAGGUCGCAAGGUUAUCGGCAAAUCAGGGUAAAAUCUCAGAAGAUGAAUUGAUCAAUCGCCUCAUGGGCAUAGUGGGGCACCUUGUGCAGCGUAGGACACUGAAGAGAAACAUGAAAGAAAUGGUCGAAUCGGGUAUGUGCGCUAAGCAAGAGAAGGCUGACAAGUUCCAGCAAGUGAAAACUGAGAUCUAUGAAAUGGUCAAAGCACGUCUAGACACCAAGCCCAAGGUUACUGAACAAAGGGAUGAUUCAGCACAUGAUUUUCAAGGGGGUGUCAGUAUUGAUGAUAAAACAGCCUUAAAAGGCAAAUUUGUUCUGGAUGCUCCACUGGAGGACAGGAUCUGUGAUCUAUAUGAUCUUUAUGUUGAGGGUAUGGAUGAAGACAAGGGCCCUCAGAGUCGUAAGUUAUAUGUAGAGCUUGCUGACUUGUGGCCACAAGGUUACAUGGAUAAAGUUGAAAUUCGAAAUGCCAUUUCAAGAUCGAAGGAGCGAAGAAAUUUAUUGUACCGGCAGCGCAAGGUUCGCAACGAGGAGAGAAUGAAGAGGAGAAGGAUAGCUGCUGCCGCCAAGUCACGAGAUGGCAACCCAAUGGUGGCUCAGUAUGCUACAGCACAGCAAGUUAUGCAACCGCCCGUGAAAGACGCUAGUCCAUCGAUGACAAGCACACACACCUUGUAUCCUGUUGUUAACUAUGGACAUAGCCAGGUCUGCAGAAACGCUGACAGAGUUGGUGAAGUGACCGUGGGUGCAGCAUCUGACGGCAACCGUAGUUCUUCCACGGACAUCAAGAGGAGGAAACUAGGGUCUGACGCCGCCGUGGAUCUGCAACUGCAAGCUAACCCACUGAAGGUUCCCCCGCGGUAUGUCAGCGAGAAGCAGAAGCCUGCGAAGCGUGUGGAUGAUGCAAAGGUCGGCAGUAGCAGUAGCCUUCCUCAGACGGUGCUUGCCGUUGCAGGCUAUGACCCCCAGCGGCCCGGCUACAGCUAACAAAAUCAUUUUGGUGGUGCUCCAUUGGGGAACAGAAGAAUAAAUCAUGGCCAAAGGUUGGCUUGUAACAAAGAUAGGUAGGUAGAUGUUCGAUGUGCUCGCUGCCAAUUGACUUCUGAGCAAAUUAUGAUUGAACUCUUAGCGCGUCAUCUUGACUGAGAAGGGUAUUUUCUGGCCCAUUUGUAGUUUGGAAAGAUGAAUAAUUUACAUGGUUUAGUCUGUUUCGUUUGUCAUUGUUUCCCCUCGUUGUAAUCAUUCUGUUGUCGGUUCUCGCUUA